Messenger RNA from Aethina tumida (small hive beetle), 504 nucleotides. RefSeq lists its product as uncharacterized. Bases 70 to 438 code for a protein of 122 amino acids. NCBI's taxonomy places the organism in Eukaryota, Metazoa, Arthropoda, Insecta, Coleoptera, Nitidulidae. The record is from RefSeq and is a predicted model, not a curated record. The transcript has 4 exons.
CAAUGUUACUAUCGUUACUAAGUCGCACUGUGAUAAACAUUUCUUUACCCUGUCCGUAAGAUUAGCUGCAUGAUUGUUCCUGUCAUAAAUCCGUCCAAACAACCAAGACUGGCCAUUAUUUGUUUACUCUCGUAUUUACAACUGAUUGCACAUCCAAGUGUUCCGAUCAUGUCAGCCGUGCCACAAGGAGCGUUUGCUGCUAGAAAAGUACGCAAGAAUGAGGAAAUGAUAAAAUCUGUUGCAGAUGCGAGUCCUGAGAAGUACAACGAGAAGUAUAUGAACAGCGUAUGGGGGAUGUACAAUAAGUAUUCUGUGCAUAAUUUGAAGAGGAACUAUGACAAUAAAGUUAACGGGGAGCAGAAGAAUUUCAUCGGGAAAAAUCAAGUAAAUCGUUCUACCUCCCCGAUAAGUGCUUGGGGACUAUUUGGCUAUAUGUGAUUUGUUAUAUUUUUUAAUGAAGUCCCCUACUUGUAGACAAUAAAUAAAAAUGAUUUCAUUUAAAAA